Messenger RNA from Caenorhabditis remanei, 1356 nucleotides. RefSeq lists its product as uncharacterized. The transcript has 3 exons. NCBI's taxonomy places the organism in Eukaryota, Metazoa, Nematoda, Chromadorea, Rhabditida, Rhabditidae. The record is from RefSeq and is a predicted model, not a curated record. The coding region runs from base 1 to 1356 and encodes 451 amino acids.
AUGUCUCGACCGCUGUUCUAUGAGACGGCAAAGUGUGUAGCCAUCUACCUUGACCCUAAUUUGAGACUCGAGCUCAACCAAAGAUGUCCGUCAUUCCGAUGCAUUCACGAAGCAGCACAAUCUAUCAGAAUCAGGAAUCUUAAGAUAAAUUCCGCAAGUUUUACUAUAAAUGAGACCACCUACCGACUUGGUGUUCUUCGGAAGUACCUAUUCGAGAACGCUCCGCAAUCGAUAACUGAUGCAAACGCUGAAGGUGGGAUACAAUAUGAUGUGGACAAGUACGGUAUCCCAGUGAUCCCGGAUGGAGCUCAAACUAGGGGAGAAGGACCCGGAAAUGAGGAAAUCCUAAGGAGAUUGAAAGGAGAUGUGUUGAAAAUGGAACGAUGGGGAGGUGAGGGACGCCCAGACUAUGCCAUUGAACUGGAGAAAAGGAAACUUGAAAUCCUGUCAUACGAGAUGAGAAUGGGGAAUCAAUUCCCACCAUUUGAUCAGUUUCUUCACUUAACUGUAACAUCUGACGGUAAUGGUGAAAAACUGGAAAUUUUGAAUUAUAAUCAAACCUUGACGAAGGCUAGAAAUUACUUGCUGAAGAAGAUUCUUUGUGUCCAUGGAAAAGUUAUCAUCGAAAAUAUUGACAUUGAACAAUAUGUUAAUUACUGUACCUCCUUACCCCUAGAUUUUUCCUCAGAUUUUUAUUUUACACCAUGGAAACCGUAUCAACGACAAAUCGUACGUAGUGGGGGCAUAAGAACACUGCUCCAGUAUCCGUUGUCCAUUCAAGCGGAUAAGCUGGAGGUUGGUAGCUUGACAACACCAUUUCGGACCCUUUCGGAAGUCUUGAGCAUUCUCAAUGGUUUUUUAUCAAAGGACGUUUUUCCGGCAAGAAUCAUGAAGAAGCUUUUACCACCAAUCCCUAAUUAUAGGAUGAGAGAAAUACAUAACCGGACAACUGAGUUCUUGUGCAUCAAUGAGGUUUUGCCUUUGAGUGUAUUGCUCUCAAUCACCAACGAUCGUGUUCAUCUGGACUAUUGCAGUUUUGUUGAAGAAGAUUUCGCCGCUCUUGUAAGGAGUCUCAAUGAUGUUAGAAGCCCAGUAGGAACCUAUUAUUCUAUUGGAUUCUUUAACGCUGAAAAGAUUCCCGACUUCUUCAAUGGGUUCGGAGCUCUCCCAGGUGCUCGAAGGGUCCCAGAGACAAGACUGGCACAGCACCGGGAGUCUAUUGUUAUCCCGAUGGUUGACGAUAAGGAGUUGAAUGUGUGUUGUAUGAAUACUGGAGAAGAAGACGAGUGGUAUUGUGGACUAUCGCUGAUCGUGAAAAUUAAAGUUCAAAUGAGAGGGACCACGCAAGUUAAUUGA